Messenger RNA from Cercocebus atys (sooty mangabey), 6185 nucleotides. It is a transcript of the gene USP40, whose product is annotated as ubiquitin specific peptidase 40. Lineage: Eukaryota; Metazoa; Chordata; Mammalia; Primates; Cercopithecidae. Gene Ontology annotation, molecular function: cysteine-type endopeptidase activity; cysteine-type deubiquitinase activity. Gene Ontology annotation, biological process: protein deubiquitination. The transcript is spliced from 31 exons. Gene Ontology annotation, cellular component: cytosol; nucleus. The record is from RefSeq and is a predicted model, not a curated record. The coding region runs from base 634 to 4380 and encodes 1248 amino acids.
AAGGCCUUUAGGCUCGAUAAUUUUAAUUGCAGUCUUCCCCGCCCUUCGCCCUCCUUUCCCCCUCCCCCGCCAGUGAACUUCUUCCGGCCCAACAGCUUCGGGACUAUGUACUAAACUGCUCUAAAAAAAAGUUAACUUGAUCCGUUUAAUUUAAAUGUCAUAAUCUGGUAUAUAGUACUGAAGAGUGUGACAAGCAGAGAUUUUAGUGAGUGAGUCUAAGAAUCUAGGGUUGACUUUGCCAUCCCAGCAGUGGAUUAGUUGUGGUGACAGGUUUUCUUUUUUAAAAAAAUUAGUGAUGUGAACGUGCCUUUUUAAAAACAGCUAUUACUUAUUUUGGGCCAAACCCUGUACACUAAGUGCCCUUCUUUCGUUAUGUCAUUUGACAGUUUAAAUGACCUGAGGAGACAGAUGGUAUCCCAUUUUACACAUAAGAAAACAGAUUAACAUAUCCAGGGUCACACAGGUACUUAGGAUCCUGACAGGGAUGAAAAAAGCCUAGAUCUUGCUGCCUCCAAAACCCAACUACUGUACAUAGAAACAGUAGUCCUGUGUUCUAAGAAACAACAGAAUCAACUCCCAAGUGUAAGGUGGGGGGAUUUGGGGAAAAUUUAUUUUAAAAAUAAAAGCAUUUAUAUGUCACUUUUUUUAAGGGUAGUAUUUAGUUUCACAAUGUUUGGGGACCUAUUUGAAGAGGAGUAUUCCACUGUGUCUAAUAAUCAGUAUGGAAAAGGGAAGAAAUUAAAGACUAAAGCUUUGGAGCCUCCUGCUCCUAGAGAAUUCACCAAUUUAAGCGGAAUCAGAAAUCAGGGUGGAACCUGUUACCUCAAUUCCCUUCUUCAGACUCUUCAUUUCACACCUGAAUUCAGAGAAGCUCUCUUUUCUCUUGGCCCGGAGGAGCUUGGUUUAUUUGAAGAUAAGGAUAAACCUGAUGCAAAGGUUCGAAUCAUCCCUUUACAGUUACAGCGCUUGUUUGCCCAGCUUCUGCUCUUAGACCAGGAAGCUGCAUCCACAACAGACCUCACUGACAGCUUUGGGUGGACCAGCAAUGAGGAAAUGAGGCAACAUGAUGUGCAGGAACUGAAUCGAAUCCUCUUCAGUGCUUUGGAAACUUCCUUAGUUGGGACCUCCGGUCAUGACCUCAUCAAUCGUCUGUAUCAUGGAACCAUUGUUAACCAGAUUGUUUGUAAAGAGUGUAAGAACGUCAGUGAGAGGCAGGAAGACUUCUUAGAUCUAACAGUAGCAGUCAAAAAUGUAUCUGGUUUGGAAGAUGCUCUCUGGAACAUGUAUGUAGAAGAGGAAGUUUUUGAUUGUGACAACUUGUACCACUGUGGAACUUGUGACAGGCUGGUUAAAGCAGCAAAGUCGGCCAAAUUACGUAAGCUGCCUCCUUUUCUUACUGUUUCAUUACUAAGAUUUAAUUUUGAUUUUGUGAAAUGCGAACGCUACAAGGAAACUAGCUGUUAUACAUUCCCUCUCCGGAUCAAUCUCAAGCCCUUUUGUGAACAGAAUGAAUUGGAUGACUUAGAAUAUAUGUAUGACCUCUUCUCAGUUAUUAUACACAAAGGUGGCUGCUACGGAGGCCAUUACCAUGUAUAUAUUAAAGAUGUUGAUCAUUUGGGAAACUGGCAAUUUCAAGAGGAAAAAGGUAAGCCAGAUGUGAAUCUGAAAGAUCUCCAGAGUGAAGAAGAGAUUGAUCAUCCACUGAUGAUUCUAAAAGCAAUCUUAUUAGAGGAGGAGAAUAAUCUAAUUCCUGUCGAUCAGCUGGGCCAGAAACUCUUGAAAAAGAUAGGAAUAUCUUGGAACAAGAAGUACAGAAAACAGCAUGGACCACUGCGGAAGUUCUUACAGCUCCAUUCUCAGAUAUUUCUACUCAGUUCAGAUGAAAGUAUAGUUCGUCUCUUGAAGAAUGGUUCUCUCCAGGCUGAGUCUGAUUUCCAAAGGAAUGACCAGCAAAUUUUCGAGACGCUUCCUCCAGAAUCCCCAGGUUUAAACAGUAGCAUCUCCUGUCCCCACUGGUUUGAUAUAAAUGAUUCUAAAGUCCAGCCAAUCAGGGAAAAGGAUAUUGAACAGCAAUUUCAGGGUAAAGAAAGUGCCUACAUGUUGUUUUAUCGGAAAUCCCAGUUGCAGAGACCCCCUGAAGCUCGAGCUAAUCCAAGAUAUGGGGUUCCAUGUCAUUUACUGAAUGAAAUGGAUGCAGCUAACAUUGAACUACAAACCAAAAGGGCAGAAUGUGAUUCUGCAAACAAUACUGUUGAAUUGCAUCUUCACCUGGGCCCUCAGUACCAUUUCUUCAAUGGGGCUCUGCACCCGGUAGUCUCUCAAACAGAAAGCGUGUGGGAUUUGACCUUUGAUAAAAGAAAAACUUUAGGAGAUCUCCGGCAGUCAAUAUUUCAGCUGUUAGAAUUUUGGGAAGGAGACAUGGUUCUCAGUGUUGCAAAGCUUGUACCAGCAGGACUUCACAUUUACCAGACACUUGGCGGGGAUGAACUGACACUGUGUGAAACUGAAAUUGCUGAUGGAGAAGAUAUCUUUGUGUGGAAUGGGGUGGAGGUUGGUGGAGUCCACAUUCAAACUGGUAUUGACUGCGAACCUCUGCUUUUAAAUGUUCUUCAUCUGGACACAAGCAGUGAAGGAGAAAAGUGUUGCCAGGUGAUAGAAUCUCCACAUGUCUUUCCAUCUAAUGCAGAAGUGGGCACUGUCCUCACAGCCUUAGCAAUCCCAGCAGGUGUCAUCUUCAUCAACAGUGCUGGAUGCCCAGGUGGGGAGGGUUGGAUGGCCAUCUCCAAGGAAGACAUGAGGAAGACGUUCAGGGAGCAAGGGCUCAGAAAUGGAAGCUCAGUUUUAAUUCAGGAUUCUCAUGAUGAUAACAGCUUGUUGACCAAGGAAGAGAAAUGGGCCACUAGUAUAAAUGAGAUUGACUGGCUCCAUGUUAAAAAUUUAUGCCAGGUAGACUCUGAAGAGAAGCAGGUUAAAAUAUCAGCAACUGUUAACACAAUGGUGUUUGAUAUUCGAAUUAAAGCCAUAAAGGAAUUAAAAUUAAUGAAGGAACUAGCUGACAACAGCUGUUUGAGACCUAUUGAUAGAAAUGGGAAGCUUCUUUGUCCAGUGCCGGACAGCUAUACUUUGAAGGAAGCAGAAUUGAAGAUGGGAAGUUCAUUGGGACUGUGUCUUGGAAAAGCACCAAGUUCCUGUCAGUUGUUCCUGUUUUUUGCAAUGGGGAGUGACAUUCAACCUGGGACAGAAAUGGAAAUUAUAGUAGAAGAAACAAUAUCUGUGAGAGAUUGUUUAAAGUUAAUGCUGGAGAAAUCUGGCCUACAAGGAGAUGCCUGGCAUUUACGAAAAAUGGAUUGGUGCUAUGAAGCUGGGGAGCCUUUAUGUGAAGAAGAGGCAACACUGAAAGAACUUCUGAUAUGUUCUGGAGAUACUUUGCUUUUAAUUGAAGGACAACUUCCUCCUCCGGGUUUCCUGAAGGUGCCCAUCUGGUGGUACCAGCUUCAGGGUCCCUCAGGACACUGCGAGAGUCAUCAGGACCAGACCAACUGUACUUCCUCUCGGGGUGGAGUUUGGAGAGCCGCUUUCAGCCAAGGUGCUUCUGUGAAUGAGCCUGCGCCAGUUUCUCUCCUCUACUUGGGAGACGUAGAGAUCUCAGAAGAUGCCACGCUGGCGGAGCUGAAGUCUCAGGCCAUGACCUUGCCCCCAUUCCUGGAGUUCGGUGUCCCAUCCCCAGCCCACCUCAGAGCCUGGACAGUGGAGAGGAAGCGCCCAGGCAGGCUUUUACGAACUGACCGGCAGCCGCUCAGGGAAUAUAAACUAGGACGGAGAAUUGAGAUCUGCUUAGAGCCCCUUCAGAAAGGAGAAAACUUGGGCCCCCAGGACGUGCUGCUGAGGACACAGGUGCGCAUCCCUGGUGAGAGGACCUACGCCCCUGCCCUGGACCUGGUGUGGAACGCGGCCCAGGGCGGGACUGCCGGCUCCCUGAGGCAGAGAGUUGCUGAUUUCUAUUGUCUUCCCGUGGAGAAGAUUGAAAUUGCCAAAUACUUUCCCGAAAAGUUCGAGUGGCUUCCGAUAUCUAGCUGGAACCAACAAAUAACCAAGAGGAAAAAGAAAAAAAAACAAGAUUAUUUGCAAGGGGCACCAUAUUACUUGAAAGACGGAGAUACUAUUGGUGUUAAGAAUCUCCUGGUUGACGACAACGAUGAUUUCAGUACAAUCAGAGAUGACAUUGGAAAAGAAAAGCAGAAACAACGGGCCCUGGGGAGGAGGCAAAGCCGAGAAGCCCUCCGUGAACAGAGCAGCUGCAUCCUCUCCAGUGCAGAGACGCCUGCCCGGACCCGAGCCCCAGAAACUUCGCUCUCCAUCCACGUGGGGAGUUUCAGAUAACCCCGCCGCGCACGGCUCCGCUCCUGAUGAACUCUCCGGCUGAUGCCACAAACGUGGGCUUCCUGGGCAUGGGGACUGGCAGCCUGGCGCCUCCAAUCCCAAAUCCUCUGUUUCCUUUGAGCACAGGGACGGCUCCUCUGCGGCCUGGCCAGUGCACGUAGUCACUUAGCUCUGCAACACAUGGCAGCCUCGGGGGUUGGCACAGCCCUGGACGCCACCCAUCCAGCUGCCAGUAGGUGCUGGGCUCUCACAGCACCUGGCCCCAGCUGGCUUUUUUUUCUUUUAACCAGAAAAUACACAACGUGUGCAGGAAGCGCAGGCACGGAGGCAGCGGCAUGCUGUCACUGCGGUGGGAGGUGUGCGCGGUCAGCCUGGCCGCUUUCCUCCACGUUCAGAUGACUCCCGCUCGCCCUGACUGGGUUCUCACAGUGUCUCAGGCCACUGCGCCACCGCGCUGGUGCUGAGCAGAAGUGGGGUCUGCUUUCAGGACUUCAUUUACCCCACUCGUUCUGGCCCCACAUGCUCCAUGUCUGCCCUUUGGUCUGAGUUAAAACUGCAAUGCUGAAAAGUGUGAGCUCUUUCCACGAGGAGGAACCAGACAGGGCGGCCUCCGAGGGUGAGCCGCUCUGCUAAGCAAGGACGGCCGCUGCGCAUCAGCCCCCAGGCCCAGCCUCCCCUAGGUGCUCUGUGAGGAGAAUGUCCUUGGAUCCCGAGAACUGCGGCCGCUGCCGUCCACAGCGCCUCAUCCUCUCUUCCUUUGUGGAAGUGGGGCAGGCAGGGCUGUGGCAGACAGGCCUGGCAUAGCCCAGGUUCCAGGUGUCCUGGGCAGCCUGACUGGGUUCCUGAGUAGACUCAAUGAAAACACCUGAGAAAAAACGUAAACUAAGGAAGCGUUUUUCCACUUAAUCCAACCCAGGUUUCUAUUCAUCUUAAAGGAUUUAAUUGGCAUUUGUGAGAAAUAAUAGCACCUGUGUCACUGAGUUGAUUUGGGACACAGAUGGUUGACUUUCCCAGACAGCAACUUAGCGGAAAGCAGCAUCCCGAAGACGGUGUCACACGUUCUGAGCCUGCUUGUCACCUGGGCCUCAUGGUUUCUUGUCAGCCCCGUCACUGAUGGGAAGCAGCACUGACGUGUGAGGGCAGGAAGGACACCGCUGGAGUCAGGCGCUCCCCCGCCUGUGACCCUUUUCCAACAAGCUGACGCUGAGCCAGCGGCCCGCUCUGCCCCGCAUCCUCCUCCCAACGGUCCAAACCACUACCAGACAGGAGCCGCGUCGCUUCCACACACGUGUCUGAGCGUCUGCCAUAGAUGUCUGUGCGUUUCUGUGAAGCACUGUGCCGUAAGGACUGGACUCUGACGAGCAAGCUGCCUCCCACUCCCAAACACUGACCCCGCUCAGGAGACUCACCCUGGGUGUAGACGGCGUCUUUAUAGAGGGAGAUAGAGGCUUCUGAUGACACCAUGGAGCUGGGCGCCCAGCCCUUCUUAAGCUGUUCUGUUUCUGUGGCUCUGACAUAUUUCCGUAGCAUCCCCCUUCAUCUCAUCUCAACGUAAUGAAACUAAUGAAAUCGCUGAAAAGCUUUGCCUUUGAGAGGCCAGAAGCCUCGCAGAAUGUCUCUGCAAGUCCAAAGACGCCUGUGGGUUGAUGUGCCUUUAAGUCCAGCAGGUGCGUGUGACCAGGCCAGCCUAUGCAUGUGGCCUUUGCCUUCUUCCCUUUCUUCCUGUUUUCUGUUUUUUUAAAUUGGGUUUUGAGAACGCUGUAUGAUUUUGUUAAAGGAGAAAUAAACCAUUUUUUAAAGUUGUA